Molecule: messenger RNA, 820 nt
Organism: Drosophila suzukii
Lineage: Eukaryota; Metazoa; Arthropoda; Insecta; Diptera; Drosophilidae
Source: RefSeq, a predicted model, not a curated record
UGGCUUUUGGCAUUAGUUCUACUUGUGCUUCUCAAGCGUUCGCAGUCCGCAAUGAAAGUAUUUGUAUGUCUUCUGGCGCUGGCCGCCACUCUGGCAACCGCCAAUGCAGGACUUCUGGAGCUCCUGAAGGGCAAAGUUGGUGUUGGCGGUGGCUAUGGCGGAGGAUACGGAGGAGGUGGCUGGAGUUCUGGAGGUAGCUCCGGAGGUGGCUACGGAGGAGGAUACGGCGGUGGUGUCGGCGGUGGAGUCCAGGUCGUCAAAGUGAUCAACACCUAUGAGGGAGGACACGGAGGUGGUGGAGGCUAUGGUGGUGGCUAUGGAGGCGGCUACGGAGGAGGCGGCUGGAGCUCUGGAGGUAGCUCCGGAGGUGGUUACGGAGGUGGUUACGGCGGUGGCUACGGAGGUGGUUACGGUGGUGGUCAUGGAGGCGCCAGCCGCGUGGACGUCUACAAAGUGAUCACAACCACUCAUGGAGGCAGCUACGGAGGCGGUGGCUGGAGCUCUGGAAGUGGUUACGGAGGUGGCUACGGAGGUAGCUACGGAGGUGGUCACGGUGGUCAAUCCGGCUGGUGGAAAACGAAGUAAGCAGCAGACGCCGCCUCAAGAAGCCCCUAUUAUCCCCACUCCCCAGAACUACCCCCAUUUAGCUGUAGUCCGGAUACAAACUCGUUUAUGUACCUGAAAAAAUCUUCCAUGGCCAAGCAACCCGAAUCUCUUCAAUGCCAAUUAUUCCCAAAUUAGCGAAACUAGUUUGAGAUAAUCGGCUGGCUGCUUGGCGAAAACACAAAUAAAAGUAAAAGUGAAUCUUAUUUAAAUUAAA